CAGCGGCUGUUUUAUUGACUGUCAAAAUCGAGAUUAUCGAUGUCGCGAAAAUUUGUGAAGGAGUUCCGUGACUAAUAAACGAAAGUAAUAUUAUCCCUCAAAAUUAGUGUAGCAAUUAAAUUUAGUGUCACAGUGAGAUAUUACAACAUCAGGCUCAAAUGAGGAUGACAUCUCCAUCAAAAAUCAUGCUCAUAGCAUGUGGCUCAUUCAGUCCUCCAACCCCAAUGCAUUUCCGGAUGUUUGAAAUUGCCCGAGACCAUUUUGAGCAGAUGGGCUCGGCGCACGUUGUUGGAGGAAUCGUCUCUCCGGUACAUGAUUCCUACGGAAAAAGUGGAUUGGUGGCGGCCUCACAUCGGUGCAAUAUGAUCAAAAUUGGAUUGCAAUCUUCAGAUUGGAUUCGACUUUCCGAGUGGGAAACUCAACAGGAAGAGUGGACAAGGACACGGCUUACGUUGCAGUACCAUCAGAACUGUAUAAACUCCUAUUUAAAAGAAACAAAUAAUGUAAACGAUCAACAUAUCCCGUCGUGGAUUCCGGAAGGAUUGCGAAAGACAGCAAGUCACAUCCAACUGAAACUUCUUUGUGGAGCCGAUUUGCUUGAGUCAUUUGCCACGCCUGGAUUGUGGAAAGAUGAAGACAUUGAAGCCAUCAUCGGACAGCAUGGCAUUGUGGUGAUUUCUCGUGCCGGAUCCAAUGCAGAGCAGUUCAUCUUCAAUUCAGAUCUGUUAAGCCGUUAUAGGAGAAACAUAACAAUUGUAACCAACUGGGUAACAAAUGACGUCAGCUCCACGCUAGUACGCCGGCUGCUUAGCAGAGGAAUGUCGGUCAAAUAUUUGCUAGAUGAUUAUUUGAUAGAAUAUAUCAAAAAGCAUGCUCUUUUUGGUACAAAUAACACUAAGUAUAUUUUGCCUACCAGUACAAGUGGAGAAAUGAUGAGUAUUUCUCCUGUUUCUCCCGUAAUUGAUAAUGACGUGUACGUUGAGUGUCAAAACGAGUUGAAUACUCUGAAUACUCUUGAAUCGAUGGAUGAAACCGAUUUUCCGCGCAAUACAUUGAACCGUGUAUUCUGCUGCGGUACGGAGAGCGACCCAAUAUCUUCAUCAAAGAGCUCAAGAGGUUUUCUUAGUCACCCGGGAAGUGCCGUAAAAAUUAUCUCCCCAUCUACGGUUACUUCUAAUACUUCAGGCGGGACCGACACAAGAAUAAGCUCUAUCACUCAGCACACGGCAGAUGACAAGGUGGGUGAAAAUCGCGAAUCUGCACAAAAAAGCACAUCUGAACUUGACAUAAGCACAAAAGCACACGAAACACAAAGCAAACAAAAUUCACCCAAUAGCACUGCCAAAGGCACACAAGGCGUUUCAAAAAAAUCUAGGGAUUUGCAGCUCUCGGUAACUGAACUGGAAACAUGUCGAGAUUCUACCCAAGACAUCAGCAAGGACACAAAAAGUUCAUCUGCGGGUCGUAUUAGCCCCUCGAAAAGCUACGACGACAUGAUAAAAUUUGUCUUCACGGAGCACGGAAUUAGAGUCAUCAGCGACCGCGAAUACGUCGUUUAGAAACAUCUCUCACGUUCAAUUAUAGCGUACAAAAUCUCUGGUCGUCCCCAAGAAGCUGAAACUCUCGGCGGUACACGUGUAAUGCAAUGGUUGCUUGUAAUUCGAAUUAUACACACUGUCUCAGAAAUAGCUAAUAUAGAAGGUGGAACCAACCCUGAAGGUGGUGUCCAACAUAUUUGAGAUUUUAAAGAAGCAUAAACUGCACCAAAUUUAAGCAAAUCUUUUAAUCAUGUAGGAAAAAAAAUCUCGAUGGAAACUUUUAAUUAUUUGCCCCUAAAUUUUAGAAAUUUUGAUUCUAUGGCUAAGCCAAUCAGUUAUGUUUAUUAUAAUCGUCAAAUCAGGAAGUCUCCAAAAUUUCAUUUAAAUGAUUUUCGUCAUCGUUUAUAUUUUUGUGAAUUGAUAAUCGAAAUCUAUGGCAGUAGCUAAAAGUUGAAUCUUUAAUUUAUAAUUAUAUACAAGUUCCUUUAAACGCGUUCCUUUGUAAUAGCUUUUGUUUUAGUGUCUUGGUGUUUUUAUGUCUUUACAAUUAUUUAUUUGAUAUUUUUAAAUAGAUUUUUAAUUGAAAACACCGCUGGGAUAUGAUGGUUUGUAUAAUGUUGUUAGUACAGAAAUUGUGAUAUUACUCCUGAAAUGAAGACACACGAUACUUGUUUCAACAAUAAGAAACUGUUAUCAUUUCUAUGUAGCAGUGCCAUGUACACAUCUAAUGUUAACAAUUUUCCAAAGAAAAUUAUGUGUACCCAUUGUGAACGAAUUUAUAAUAAAUAGACGAUAUCUGUCAA
Molecule: messenger RNA, 2341 nt
Organism: Armigeres subalbatus
Lineage: Eukaryota; Metazoa; Arthropoda; Insecta; Diptera; Culicidae
Gene: Nmnat
Product: nicotinamide/nicotinic acid mononucleotide adenylyltransferase 1
Exons: 6
Coding region: 159-1559 (466 amino acids)
Biological process (GO): NAD+ biosynthetic process
Molecular function (GO): nicotinate-nucleotide adenylyltransferase activity; nicotinamide-nucleotide adenylyltransferase activity
Source: RefSeq, a predicted model, not a curated record